AAAGAAGAAAAAAAACGACGCCACUUUAAAGCUGGGAACAUUGGUAAACUUCGGAACUUUAAACGGCCGCAUAUUUUGUGAGACUUUUGUGAAGACCUUCAUUAGCUGGUUCAGGUGUGUUCAUUUGGGUUGAGCUGAACUCUACAGGACAGCGGUCUACCAGAAACAGGAGGACACUGCCUCUAAAAUGAGUAGAUCUGCUGCAUCAAGCUUUCACCAAUCCAUGGUAGAUGGAUGGGAUGAGUCAAGAUUGACUUCUUACAAUAGGAGACAGAGCUCUCCAGAACCCAGUGUUGUGUCUUUUAGGAGUAACGCAUCCAUGAUGACACCCCGCUCAUUCAGUGAGGUACCGCUCUUUGUAAGUGACAUCAGAGUGAAGAGAGAGAGAUCAGAAUCACAGGGACUCAGCAAUUCAUUUGUGCAGAGGAACAGACCCAUGACGCCCAGUCCUUCAUUCAGUGAUGAACCAGUUACCUUUGACUUCAGACAUGAUUUACAUCCCUGCCAUUAUCAGAACAACAUCACUCAACCAGUUCUGCAGACAAAAAAGAAUACAAACCUUCAGAGUGUGAAAGACCUACACAAAACCAGUAUGAAGAACAGAUACGAGAGGUUAUUUGAGGGAAUUGAACUUCAAGAAAAUCUAAACUUUCUGAAUGAGAUCCACACACAGCUCUACAUCAUAGAGGGAGAGAGUAAAGGUGUGAAUGAAGAACAUGAGGUUUUACAGAUGGAGAAAACAGCCAGAACAAAACACUCACAAGACACUCCAAUUGACUGCAAUGACAUCUUUAAAGCCUCACAUGAACCAGGAUGUGAGGAGAAAGACCAAAUCAAGACUGUUCUUACUAAAGGCAUCGCUGGAAUUGGAAAAACCGUCUCUGUGCAGAAGUUCAUUCUGGACUGGGCCGAGGGAAAAGACAAUCAGGAUGUGGAUUUCAUGUUUGUGCUUCCAUUUCGAGAGCUGAACUUGAUCCAAGAUCAUCAGUACAGUCUCCACAGACUUCUGCUGGACUUUCAUCCUGAACUUCAAGAUCUGGACUCAACGAUUUAUGAGGAGUGUAAAGUUGUGUUCAUCUUUGAUGGUCUGGAUGAAAGCAGAAUCACACUGAUGUUUUCAGAUGCUCAGAAAGUUUGUGAUGUGUUUGAGACUUCAUCAGUGGGUGUGUUGAUGUCAAACCUCAUGAAAGGAGAGCUGCUUCCCUCUGCUCUCAUCUGGAUCACUUCUAGUCCAGCAGCAGCCAAUCAAAUCCCCUCCAAAUACAUCACCCGUGUGACAGAAAUUCAGGGAUUCAAUGAGCCUCAGAAGGAGGAAUAUUUCAGGAAGAGAAUCAGUUACCGGCAUCAAGCCAGCAGAAUCAUCUCAAACAUCAGAAGAGCAAGAAGCCUCCACAUCAUGUGCCACAUCCCCGUCUUCUGCUGGAUCUCAUCCACUGUGCUUCAGAACCUUCUGAAAGAAGAUCUGAGUGGAGAAAUCCCUCAAACUUUGACUGAAAUAUACAUUAGUUUCCUGCAGAUUCAGAUCAACAUGAGGAAUCAGAAGUAUGAAGAGAGAGAUCCAGAGAAACUCCUGCAGUCCAACAGAGAAAUGAUUGUAAAACUUGCUGAAGUGGCUUUCAAACAGCUGAUGAAGGGCAAUGUGAUGUUUUAUGAGGAGGACCUGACUGAGAGUGACAUAGAUGUCACUGACGCCUCAGCAUACUCUGGGAUUUGCACUGAGAUCUUUAAGGAGGAAUCUGUGAUUCAUCAGAGGACAGUCUACAGCUUCAUUCAUCUGAGCGUUCAAGAGUUUCUUGCUGCUUUCUAUGUGUUUUACUGCUAUAUAACAAAGAACUUGCAGCCACUGAAGUUUUUUCUGUAUAAAUUAGGAUUUUACAAAACUGAUUAUGUCUCCCUGCAUAAUCUACUAACAUCAACUGUAGAUACAGCCCUUGAGAGUGAGAAUGGACAGCUGGAUCUGUUCCUGCGGUUCCUGCUGGGCGUCUCACUGGAGUCCAAUCAGAGACUCUUACAGAAUCUACUGACACACACAGAGAACAAAUCAGAGAGCAUCAGGAGAACCACACGGUACAUUAAAGAGAAGAUCAAAGAUGGACAUGGAUUUUCCAAUGAAAGAUCCAUCAAUCUGUUCUUCUGUCUGCUGGAAGUGAAAGAUCAGACUUUGUUCAGAGAGAUUCAGGAGUUUCUGAAAUCAGACAAACACUCAGAGAAGAAACUCUCUCCUGCUUACUGCUCAGCAAUUGCCAGUGUGCUUCAGAUAUCAGAGGAGGCGCUGGAUGAGUUGAACCUCAUGAAAUACAACACAUCAGAUGAGGGUAGAAGACGACUGAUACCAGCUGUGAUGAACUGCACAAAAGCUCUUCUUGCUGGUUGUGAUCUCUCUGGUCUGGACUGUAAAAUUGUGGCAUCAGCUCUACAAUCUUCAAACUGUGUCCUGAGAGAACUGGAUCUAAGUAACAACGACAUACAGGAUUCAGGAGUGAAACUGCUCUCUGAUGGAUUGAAGAGUCCACAUUGUCAGCUAGAGAUACUGAGGUUGUCUGGCUGUAUGGUGACAGAGGAAGGCUGUGGUUAUUUGUCUUCAGCUCUGAGUUCAAACCCCUCACACCUGAGAGAGCUGGAUCUGAGCUACAAUCACCCAGGACAUUCAGGAGUCCAGCUGCUCUCUGACAAACUGAACGAUCCAAACUGCUCACUGCAGAUACUCAAUUUGGACUAUGAAAACUUUUAGAAUCACGCCAGGAUUGGGAAAAUCUCUCUCUCUCUCUCUCUCUCUCUUUCUCUCUCUCUCUCACACACACACAAACACACACAGUUUACACAUUUUAUGGGUCCAUUCCAUGAUUUUUAUACUGCACAAACUGUAUAUUCAAUCCAUUAACACAAACCCUACACCUGAAGCUACCCUACACAAAUCUUUCCGCAUUUUUAGAUUUAAAAAAAAAUCUUUUUUUUAUCUUUUUUUUUAGAUUUAUGCCUGUAUAGAUGCCUGCAAUCUCACACUGGAUCCAAACACAGGAAACACUCAACUCUUGUUCUCUUUGUCAUUGUGAUCUCAUGAGAAUUUGUAUGUGUUUUACAUAUAAAAGAAUGCAUAAUGUUAAACAAGACUACACUUUAAAACUUUAAGAUGAGUAACAUUUCUGCAAUCAUUUAAAAAUAACUUAUCAUGUGAUAUUUUUGCUGUGGGACACAAAGCAUUUUUCUCAACAUGCUGUGGCUGACAAUAGAUCCAUAAAAUAAAAGGAAUCAAUUUUAUUUGUGCGUUGUAAUCCAAAUCUUCAGAAUCCAUAUGACUGCGAGGAACAGAUUUAACUCAUGCAGGAUAAACCUUAUGGCUGCGAGAUGCACACACACAGCAGUCAAAUAAGACUGCUGAAUCACAACACAAACCUUAUUAAACCCACAUAUCACAUCAUACCCAAUUCUAAGGAUCCAUUUUUGUUAAAAAAAAAAACAAAAAAAAAACAAAAGUUGAAUAAAGUUGAACCAUAAAAUAUAGUUGAAAUUACUCUUAGUAAUUAACUUAUUUUGAUGAGGUAAUGUAAAAGUUGCCAUAAUUUACUGAUUAAAUUUUUUAUAUAGUGUAAUUUCAAAUAACAAAUCUGAAAUGGCAACACAUCAUGUAGUCAAAGUCCAGGCAAAAAUCCAGGACAAGUAAACAAUCCGACAGCUAAACAAGGCAAGGCAAUAAUCCAACAAUCUUAAUCCAUAAAAACACACAAGAAAUCAUAUAAGUGAAGCAAAAAAAGGUACAAUGAAAAAACGUAUUGUAAAGCAGAUUACACAGGCAAUACUUUCCAUUUGUGCUCGGAGUACUUCAUGGCUAUAAUUUUUACAAACAGGAAAUGGCCACAGAAGCUGUGAGUAAGAUUUUCUUUGGCACUUGAAUUAAUGAGUGGGAAGCUAAACAGAAAUUAAAAUUUUGUCAUCAUUUACACUUCCUCAGGUUGUUCCAAAACUGUAUGAAUUUCUUUCCUCUGUUAAACACAAAGGAACAUAUUUUAAAGGGGUGAUGAACUGAGAAACCAAAAUUGUAGAGUUGGGGUACUCGGACUUGUACUCGGACUCGAGUCCGGUCUCGAGUACAAUUUUUAGGUGACUCGGACUUGUCACGGACUUGAGUCCAUCCGAGUCCAGAAAAAGUUGAAAAUGUCACUGACUCGAUGCAUUAUCACGAAAGUGAUAUUUAGUAUUUGUAUGUGAUUUUAAGUCUUGUCCAGUAGGCUACUUCAAAGUUUAUGUGCGCACACACUCAAAACGCGCUCACAGAACACGCCUCUCAAGCGGCUUUCACACCGAAUGCGGAAUGUGCUGCGCAGGCCGCUGGGUUCAGCGCAGCCCUUCAGAGCGCAGCAGCAAAAGUUCAACUAAUUUGAACUUCACGCCAGUGGUGUUUGUUGCUUUGAUCAAUGCAGCAACAAACCGUCCUCGCGCAGUUCUCUUCGGCUUCUAAUAGGUUCUGUAAUUGCUACACACAUGCUUGUCUUGGAGACUAUUCAUGUAGAUAAAGUUGGUUUUGUCUUAAGUAACCCUGAACAGUUGGGAGAAAUACUGAUACGUCAAAAUAUUUAAUCUGUGCGUCAGAUCUUAAAGCCACAGCAGCGUAAACCUGCAGCAAAAGAAAAAGAGAGAAUCACUCCCUUUUCUUAAAUGAAUCACGUAUUAACUGUAAUCAUCUUUAAUGUAUACAGUGAAGAUUUUGCAGUUUUAUUUUAACAUUUAUUACUUCAUGAAAUGUCUGUAGUAGUCUAUUUCUGUAGCUUUU
Labeo rohita (rohu) is the source of this 4768-nucleotide messenger RNA. Its product is annotated as NLR family CARD domain-containing protein 3. The transcript has 9 exons. The record is from RefSeq and is a predicted model, not a curated record. NCBI's taxonomy places the organism in Eukaryota, Metazoa, Chordata, Actinopteri, Cypriniformes, Cyprinidae. Gene Ontology annotation, molecular function: protein binding. Bases 188 to 2731 code for a protein of 847 amino acids.